This is a messenger RNA of Topomyia yanbarensis, 567 nucleotides long. Its product is annotated as keratin-associated protein 19-2-like. The transcript has 6 exons. The record is from RefSeq and is a predicted model, not a curated record. Bases 108 to 485 code for a protein of 125 amino acids. Lineage: Eukaryota; Metazoa; Arthropoda; Insecta; Diptera; Culicidae.
UAUAUAAGAGGAAAGCUUCUGGACGCCUCAAGUUCCAGUAAGAAAUCGAUUGUCAGCAGGCAACGUUCAUUCGAAAAAAACAAAGUGAUUACGAAGAAACUAACAUCAUGCGUUAUUUUGCGACACUCAUGGUAGUAGCAUCAUACAUUGCCGUUUCCUAUGCACUUGGUUUUGGUCUACUAGGAGGACUGGGCGGAAAUAGCGGCUACGGUGCUAACAGUGGUUACGGUGGAUAUGGAGGAUACGGCGGAUAUGGAGGAUACGGCGGAUACGGAGGAUAUGGGGGAUACGGUGGUUACAAUCCUGGGUACGGUGGCUAUAAUCCUUGGUAUGGAUACCAAGGCUACGGGGGAUAUGGAGGUUAUGGAGGGUACGGUGGAUAUGGAGGUUAUGGGCCUUUCGAAGGUAACGGGUAUGGGUACCCCGGCAAAUACGGAGGGAUCUAUAAUGCAUAUGGAACAUAUGGUAACAAACCCUACUACUGAGGAAAGUUUAUUCUAAUCAUUCUAGUUUACAAAAUGUGAUAUUUCAAUGCUGUUAAUAAUAAAUGAUUUGUUUUCUAAAUAA